This is a messenger RNA of Gaeumannomyces tritici R3-111a-1, 5578 nucleotides long. RefSeq lists its product as hypothetical. Gene Ontology annotation, cellular component: nucleolus; small-subunit processome. Gene Ontology annotation, molecular function: RNA binding; protein binding. The record is from RefSeq and is a predicted model, not a curated record. The transcript is spliced from 3 exons. Bases 92 to 5479 code for a protein of 1795 amino acids. NCBI's taxonomy places the organism in Eukaryota, Fungi, Ascomycota, Sordariomycetes, Magnaporthales, Magnaporthaceae. Gene Ontology annotation, biological process: rRNA processing.
GAGCUCUGCGACCAAAGUUCUCAGGGACCCUCUUGAAUCGGCCAUUGAACAAGACUGGCUGUGGUCAAAGCCGAGCUGAAUUGUCGCCAAUAUGGCCUCCUUAAAGCGCAAAGAUGCGCCUGAGAACAGGUCUUCCCAGGCAACACCAGCCAAGAGGGUCUCGGGCGAGCCCCCGUCUAAACGCGCCAAGUCGCAGGCGGCUUCCAAUUCCAAAGACAAGACGGCGCCGGCCCAGGACGAUAAAACCACCAGCCAUGCCAACGCGCCACCCGUUAUCUCCCGCCUCAAGGAGGACGAGCCCAUGUUCCCUCGGGGUGGCGGCAGUGUCCUCUCCCCGCUCGAGCACAAGCAGAUCCAGAUCCAGGCCAAGAAGGAUGUGCUGUUCGAGCAAGAGUCCGGUGCCCAGGCGCGCAAGCCCGGCCAGCCCACCAAGAAAAAGAUAAAAACGACAAAGCCCAAAGCGGGCGCGACCUCAUAUACGGCGAAGGACCCGGACGCUGUAAAGGUGGAGAGCUUGAAUUUCAAGAGACUCGUCAAGGGAUCGCUCGUCCUCGGGCAGGUUAGCAAGAUCGGCCCCCUCGAGCUGGAGCUGUCUCUUCCCAACAACCUCGUUGGCCACGUACCUAUUACAGCUGUUUCGGAGCACCUCACCAAAAAGCUCGAGUCCGAUGCCGCGACUAGCGAAGAGGAGCAGGACGACGCCGACGACGGGGGGGACAGCGACCUUACAGCGCUCUUUUCAGUCGGCCAGUUUGUCCGUGCCUAUGUAACCUCGACCGUUGAUGAUUCUGGCUCGGCAUCAGCCAAGGCCAAGCGCCGCAUCGAACUUUCACUCUAUCCAGAACUCGCAAACUUGGGCCUUGGCGAGUCUGAUAUCGUCGAAAACAGCACUGUGGCAGGCUCUAUUCUUAGCGUUGAAGACCACGGUUAUGUUGUCUCGCUCGGCAUCCAGGACUCCCAACUCCGCGGCUUUCUGCCCAAAAAGGAGGUGGACUCCAACAUCCCCUCAACCCGCCUGGUACCAGGCUGUGUCCAUAUGUUUCUUGUCUCCGGGAGGCGUGCCAGCGGGACGGUUUCUCGGCUCUCGCUGCUCUCAAGCAACCUCGGCAACCUCAAACUCUACCCGGCCAGCGCGAAGACUAUCAACACGUUCCUACCAGGUACCGCCGUCGAGGUACUAGUGUCCGAUGUGUCUUCGAGGAGCCUCGCCGGCAAGGUCAUUGGUCACCUCGAUGUCACCGCCGACGUCAUCCAUUCUGGGUGCGGUCCCGACGGACUGGACUUGGAGAAAACCUACAAAGUGGGAUCCAAGAUCAAGGCCAGGAUAAUAUGCACCUUCCCCGCUGCAGACAGUCCGAAACUUGGCAUCAGCUUGCUUCCCCAUGUCACCGGUCUCAAGCCAAAACUCGUCGCUGUCCAAGGAAAGGAAGACGCCCACCCCCUGACAAUUCUUCCAAGUUCCUCCAUGGUGGAGGAGUGCGUUGUGCGCAAGGUGGAGCCGGGCAUUGGGCUCUUCGUUGAUGUCGGCGUUGAAGGUGUCCCCGGCUUCGUGCACAUCUCUCGGGUCAAGGAUGGGAAGGUCGAUGCCCUGUACGAAUCCAGCGGCCCUUACAAGACCGGCUCAACCCACCGCAGCAGAGUGAUUGGCUACAGCGCCCUAGAUGGCGUAUUCCUCGUGUCUCUCGAGAAGAGCGUGCUUGAACGGCCGUAUCUACGUAUCGAGGAUGUGCCGGUCGGUGAUGUCGUCACUGUCACGAUCGAGAAGUUGGUCGUGAAGGAGGAUGGAGUGAGUGGUCUGAUCGUCCGACUCGCCGAGGGAAUCACGGGAUUCGUUCCAGAGAUGCACCUGGCCGACGUGCGACUGCAGCACCCCGAGAAGAAGUUCAAGGAGGGGCUCAAAGUCAAGGCUCGAGUGCUAUCCGCCGACUCCGCCAAGCACCAGCUGCGUCUGACACUGAAGAAGACGCUGCUCAACUCCGAGACGAAACCGAUCAAGGCCUUUGACGAGGUUUCCGUCGGACAGCAGUUUCCCGGCACCAUCGUCAAGAUCAUGCCCAUCGGGGCCUUUGUGCAGUUCUACGGGGCUCUGAGAGGUUUCAUGCCCAUUUCGGAGAUGAGCGAGGCGUACAUCCGGGACCCCAACGAGCACUUUCGCGUUGGCCAGGUUGUAAAUGUCCACGUGGUCGAGGUUGACCCUGCCGCCCACCGCCUCAUCGUCUCGUGCAAGGACCCUGCGGCUUUUGGUAUGGAGAAGCGGCUGGCCCUACAGGCGCUUAAGCUCGGCCAGCUGGUUUCCGCAAAGGUCGCGCAGAAGUCCGAGGACGAGAUCUCCUUAGAGCUCGUUGGCAGCUUGCUCAAGGCGGUGCUGCGAUGCAGCCACAUGACUGACAAGUCAGCCUCCAAGAACCAGUCGGCACUGAACAAGAUACGUGUUGGUCAGACCCUCGAUGGCUUGGUGGUGCUUGAGAAAGAUGAGGACCGGCGGGCUGUCGUAUUGUCGCUGAAGCCUAGCCUUGUCAAGGCAAGCAAGGACGGGCGGCUACUCACCGCGCUGCAGGACGCCAAGGUUGGGUCACUGGUCCAGGGAUUUAUCCGGAACAUCACAGCUACCGCCGUAUUCGUGCAGUUUGCCGGCAACCUCACUGCCCUGCUGCCACGAUCACUGAUGACUGCGGGAAUGCAAGCGCAGGAGGGCUUCGGCCUCCGUUUGAGUCAACCCAUCCUCGUCAAGGUGCACUCGGUCGACGACAAGCGUUUAGUGGUCGCCAUGCCCGAUGCGGAACCGCCAAGCAAGACCGACAAGCCAUCGUCGGCAUCCAAGCCUAUCGCCAACGCCAUUGACCCCACCAUUAACUCGACGGACGAUAUCACUGUGGGCAAGAUCACCAAGGCCAGGAUUUCCUCGGUCAAAAAGACACAACUCAACGUGUCUCUCGGCGACAACAUCCAGGGGCGUGUUGACGUCUCUGAGGUGUUCGACUCAUGGGACGAGAUCGAGGACCCCAAGGAUCCGCUCCAAAAGUUUGCCGCCAACCAGAUAAUAGACGUGCGCGUCAUCGGCGUUCAUGACGCACGCAACUACCGCUUCCUACCCUUCUCGCACCGCACCGCGCACUCGGUACUGGAGCUCACAGCCAAGCCGAGUAGCCUUCGUGAGACUGCGCGCGGCUACAAGCCACUAGCGCUAGAGGAUAUCAAGCCAGACUCCAACUGGCUCUCGUUUGUGAACAAUAACGAUGGCAACUGCCUUUGGGUGAACCUGUCGCCUGCCGUCCGCGGGAGAAUCCGCGCGGCCGAGGUGUCAGACGACAGCUCCCUGAGCAAGGACCUGCGGCAGCACUUCCCCGUCGGGUCGGCCCUCCGCACGAGGGUGGUAACUGUCAAGUCGGAAAACGGCCAUCUUGACCUCUCGGCGCGGUCGGCGCGCCCCAACGAACGCCUGACGUGGGACGAGCUGGAAAAGGACACGGUGAUGCACGCUAGGGUGACCAAGGUGAACGACCGUCAAGUCCUGAUACAGAUCAGCGAUUCUGUGUCCGGGCCAGUGCACAUGGUGGACCUCAGCGACGACUACGAUCAAGCCAACCCGCUCAGAUAUUCCAAAAACGACAUCAUCCGCGUCGCCGUCGUCAGCGUCGACAGGAGCAAUAAAAAGGUCAGGCUCUCGGCCAGGGAAUCACGCGUGCUGAACUCGGCACUUCCGGUGAAGGACCGUGAGAUCACCGCCGUCUCCCAGAUCGAGGUUGGCAGCAUCAUCCGCGGCUUUGUCAAAAACGUGUCAGACAAGGGGCUUUUCGUCACUCUUGGUGGCGUGGACGCCUUCGUCCGGAUUGCGGACCUCUCGGACGCAUAUCUGAAGGAGUGGAAAGACCAUUUCCAGGUGGACCAGCUCGUCAAGGGCCGAGUCUUGGCAGUCAACCCCGCGACCGGCCAGGUGCAGAUGAGCCUCAAGGCCUCGGCGGUUGACGAAGACUACAAGCCCCUGCCCGGGUUUGCCGACUUCAAGAAGGGACAGGUCGUUACCGGAAAGGUGCGCAAGGUUGCCGAUUUUGGCGCCUUCAUCCUGGUAGACAAGUCGGCCAACGUCAGCGGCCUCUGCCACAGGACCGAGAUGGCAGACAAGCCCGUCAAGGAUGCGACCAGAUUGUACAAGGAGGGCGACAGCGUCAAGGCGAUUGUUCUGGGCGUUGACGCGGGAAAGAGGAAAAUCACGCUGGGCCUGAAGCCAUCAUACUUUGAAGAUGCCGAUUCUGACGAGGACAUGGACGGUGACGACGACGAUGAAGAAGACCUUGCUUCUGACGAUUCCGGAGACUCGGGUUCCGAGGACGAGGACAUGGAGGACGCCGAUAGCGUUGUCCUCUUCACUGGUGGUGAGGGUGUGUCUCUGGAUGAAGAUGGGUCGGACGACGAAGGCGACGACACAUCCAUGGCCGAUGCCGAGGACGGCGAUGCCCCUCUGCCGGGGCUUGACGCUGGCGGGUUCGACUGGUCCGGUGGCGGGCUGGACGAGGCAGUCAACGAGGCGGACGACUCGGGCGCCGUAGCCAAGAAGAGCAAGAAACGGAAGAAGGUGGAGGUUGAGGUGGAUAGGACAGGCGACCUGGACGCGAAGGGACCGCAGGCCGCCAGCGAUUUUGAAAGGCUCCUGCUCGGACAGCCAAACUCAUCUUCGCUCUGGAUUGCAUACGUGGCUUUCCAGAUGCAGGUGAGCGAGCUGUCCAAGGCGCGCGAGAUCGCCGAGAGGGCCAUCAACACCAUCAACGUGCGCGAGGAGACAGAAAAGCUCAACGUUUGGAUCGCGUACCUCAACCUCGAGGUGGCAUACGGAACCGACGAGACUCUCAACGAGGUCUUCAGGCGGGCCUGCCAGUACAACGACGAACAGGAGGUCUACGAGCGGCUGACGAGCAUUUGCAUCCAGUCGGGCAAGAACGACAAGGUCGAUGAGCUGUUUCAGACAAUGGUCAAGAAGUUUGGCAGCAAGUCACCCGACGUGUGGCUCAACUAUGCACACUUCCUCUACACUUUAGGAGGCUCUGCGGAGCGCGGGCGAGCUCUACUCCCACGGGCACUCAAAUCACUAGACAGCCGGGCGCACCUGACGCUGACGAGCAAGUUCGCGGCCCUCGAGUUCAGGUGUGCAGGCGGCGAGCCUGAGCGUGGGCGGACCGUGUUCGAGGGCCUGCUAGCAACCUACCCCAAACGAUUCGAUCUGUGGAAUCAGCUUCUGGAUCUGGAGACGUCGGCAGCAGACAAGGAUGCCAACGUGGUGCGGGACGUGUUUGAGCGCGGCACAAAGGUCAAGGGCCUCAAGCCGCGGCAGGCCAAGGCGUGGUUCCAGCGAUGGGCCAAGUGGGAAGAGGCCAACGGCGAUGCGAAGAGUCGGGAAAAGGUCACUGCCAAGGCAAAGGGGUGGGCCAGCUCGGCGGAAGCAAGAAAGGCCGAGAUGACAGCGCAGCAGGAGGCCGAGGAGUAGUUGCCGAUAAAGGCAAAGGACCCUGGGCAUCUGACCGGUCAGGCAUGGCAAAGCGGUGCCCGUACAUAGAUGCGAAAUAAUCACACGGUUACAAGAGCA